UACAAUCUUACCAACUUGCUUAACUCUUUUUGACCUUUGCAAUCAUAACCCAUGUGCAGCAAAUGUCAAACUUUACAACAGUAUAACUAUAACUACAACUAGAACCCUUAAACCCAAAAGAAAUGUGAAAACUAAAAAGCUGAAACACACUCAUUUAAUUCAACACCAACCCCAUUAUCUUUCACCAUUAAUUUCUGCAAAUAAACACACCCAACUUCAACAUCAACCCUAAUAAUAAGAUCUCCCCUCAUCACCUCCAUUUCUUAACAAAUGGAGAAAAAAAAACCCAAUCUUUUCUUACUUUCUUUACUCUUUUUCCUUGCAGUUCAAGGCACCUCAGGAGCUAGAAGACCCACCGGAUCCGGGUCAAACCCAACAACUCUCAACAAUGCAUACAUUGCCCUUCAAGCAUGGAAAUCCGCCAUAAAAGAUGACCCAAAAGGGAUCUUGAACUCAUGGGUCGGGUCAAAUGUGUGUGAUUACAAAGGUGUGUUUUGUGCUGAAAGUGGUAGUACCACAAUAGUUGCUGGAAUAGAUCUAAACCAAGGUAAUCUCGAGGGUAUUCUCGUCAAAGAACUUUCUUUACUAAAAGACAUCUCUUUACUUCACCUCAACACCAAUAGAUUCUCCGGCACAAUCCCAAACACCUUAAAAGACCUUUUUGCCCUUACCGAACUCGACCUCAGUAACAACCAAUUCUCAGGAUCAUUCCCACUCGUCACCUUACAAAUCCCAAAUCUUCUCUAUCUAGACCUCAGAUUCAACCUCUUUUCAGGACCCAUUCCAGACCUCGUCUUCAACAAAAAUCUUGACGCAAUAUUACUCAACAACAACAACUUUGACGGUCAAAUCCCACAGAGUUUACCUAAUUCACCCGCUUCAGUCAUCAACUUAGCCAACAAUAACUUAACAGGUGAUAUCCCAUUUAGCUUUGGGUAUUCUAGUCCAGGAUUAAAGGAAAUAUUGUUUUUAAACAACCGGUUAACCGGUUGCAUACCUCAAGGGGUUGGAUUAUGGUCAGACUUACAAGUGUUUGAUGCUAGUUUUAACUCAUUGAUGGGUCAUUUGCCUGAUUCGGUAUCUUGUUUGGAAGAUAUUGAGGUUUUGAAUGUGGCGCAUAAUAAACUGUCGGGUGAGUUGCCUGAUUUGGUGUGUGAGUUGAAGUCGUUGAUGAAUUUGAGUGUGAGUUAUAAUUUUUUUUCUGGGUUUAGUCAAGAAUGUGCGAAGUUGUAUGGUCGGAAUGUGGUGUUUGAUUUUGCGUUGAAUUGUAUUCCUGGGAGGGAAAUGCAGAGGCCUGAGCCGGAGUGUGAUAUGGUUCCUGGUGGGAGUUUGAGUUGUUUGAGAAUACCUUCUUUAAAGGAUUUGUCUUGUGGGGCAUUGUUAAAGUCUUUGAAUUCAUCAAGAACAUGAGAAAAGUUGUGGAUUUUGUGGUUGGAUUGGUGAAAUAUUUCUGUUGUGAAUUGGUUGAUGUAUUUAGUGUUUAGUUGUAACUCAUUUAUUAUAUGAAGAGAUGGUAGAUCAACAAAGUUAUUGCUAUUAUUUUUA
Messenger RNA from Helianthus annuus (common sunflower), 1545 nucleotides. RefSeq names its product leucine-rich repeat extensin-like protein 4. Bases 271 to 1410 code for a protein of 379 amino acids. Gene Ontology annotation, molecular function: protein binding. NCBI's taxonomy places the organism in Eukaryota, Viridiplantae, Streptophyta, Magnoliopsida, Asterales, Asteraceae. The transcript has a single exon. The record is from RefSeq and is a predicted model, not a curated record.